AUGCCCCGAACAUAUCCCCUUACACCCCCCGCAACUCCAAUAGCACUAUGCCCCAAUAACCUCCUCUCUCCACCCCCAGACCGCCUCAUUGACGCCCCAACCACUCUCUCCAUCACGCGCGAAACCCCAGGCCGAGCGUUUACUGUCCAUCUCAUCCGCGCGCACGAGCCUCUUGAUAGUCCCGACCGAUACACGUUGCUCUUCACCGUAUCGGGGAAGCCAUGGCCCACGCAACACCGUCAGAUAUGUGAUGCAGCCGGGGUGCCAGUACUGGAGCUUAGACGGGUUUGGAUGGGAUCUCGAAGAUGGGCUGUACGGGACUUACUCGAGGCUUCCAUGCCUUGGUCUGGGGGUGGCAGUGGGAGUGGGAGUGGAAGUACCGGAUUCAAGUUGGAUGUGAAGUUAUGGAAUGUACUUGGGGCUGGGGAUUCCGAUACUGGAUCACGAGUCCAUUCAUCGGAUCCUAUACCGGAGCCUGUGUUUAAUUCAGAGACUGGAUCUCGACGCGGUGUGGGUGAUGAGCCGCCGCCUUAUGCGUCUGUUGCUGGCGAUGAAGAGGAAUAUCAAGACGAGGAGGCUGAGAUCUGGAGAAACGAGAAAAGGAGCCCAUUCCCUACCUCAGAGGACCAAUUCAGCCCGGAACCAACAAGGCGUGAAAGGGACCAAGACUCGCACAUUGUCCUUCCCUCCUACGCGUCGGUCCGCAGAAACUCGUCAAACUCGAUACGAGAUCUCCUGGAUGCGAUAGAGCCGCCGAACGAGCCAGCCCCAGCUCCAUCUUCGUCUUCCUUGCAGACUCCAACUUUGCUCUCGGCUGGCAUUUCAUCCGGGUCCAAAGUCGACCUCCAAGUGAUGCAGCUCACUGCAUCCGGUAUCGGUGUCAUGAUGGCGGAUCAAAAGAUCAUCCAUAUAGCCAGGCAUAACGUUAUAGACUAUGGAAGGUCUGGAAUCAAGUCCAAAUGGGAGGCUGAGGUUGCGGAAGGAGUCGAUUUACUGCUGGCGGUAAAUAUUGUAUUGAUCAUGGCGAGCUCGGCAUAA
Molecule: messenger RNA, 1038 nt
Organism: Penicillium nucicola
Lineage: Eukaryota; Fungi; Ascomycota; Eurotiomycetes; Eurotiales; Aspergillaceae
Exons: 3
Coding region: 1-1038 (345 amino acids)
Source: RefSeq, a predicted model, not a curated record